AUCGCUGACAACGCUGUUCGCGUAGCGGCUGGCACGGUGCUCCAUCCACUGCUGGAUGGGUACUUGGAGAGAGUGUCUGUCCAUCUGUCAUCUCGGACACGCAUCACUUCGAACCGGCCUCAAGACCUGAACAUCUGCAAGUAUACAUCACCAGGCGACAUCACGCCGAGAGGCUACGGACGAAGAGGUCCCAGCUUCUCUCGCCGUUCAUCCCACGCAUCACAGUGGAUGCGGAAUUCAACACCGAGCGGAGGCUGCUGCCUCCUAGGCCCGACAGCCCGACGAGCCACGCUUCACCGCUCCACCAACACCACCGGCACAACCACCGCCACCACCCACCACCACCACCACACGGCCUGCGAUGAUUACUACCGAUCAGACGAGCACUCGGAGGCGGUGCAGGCCGCUCUGGCGAGGCAGCGCGAGCGGCGCUCGGGGGUCCCCAUGCCUUCCAAACGCCACUCGCUAGUCGCACAGAUGUCCGUGGACACCUACACCCCCCCAGACACCUCGUCCGCAUCCGACGAUGAUGGCUCUCUCUGCACUGCCCGGCUGUGGACCGCGAAGAUGGUGGCCGGCGGCGGCGUUUCCGGCGGCGUCGUCGGUGGCGCCACCCCCUCCUCCGCCAGCCCCUGCAGCCUCAGCGUGGAGCGGUGGAUCAGCCGGGCCGUGCGCCGCUCCUCCACCUCCUCCUCGUCCGCCUCAUCGUCCUCCUCGCACAGCGCCGGCCGCCUCGGCCGACCGGCGCUCCGUGAGCUCCGACUGCACGCCGGUCCGCGGCGGAGCAAUCGGCCGGCCGGCCGCGGACGCCAUCCACACCACCAUCGCCACCACCACCUGCACCACCACCAGUACCAGCAGCAGCUCCACCAGCUCCACCAGCUCCACCAGCACCACCAGCACCACCAGCAGCAGCAGCAGCACUGGCCGACGGGCGACGGCGCCCGGUUGUCGGUGUCGCACGGGGCGCUGGCGUGCCUGGGCGGCCCCGUUGGGCCGACGGGGCGGGGCGCGGCCACGGGGGGUGCCGGGGAGGAAGCGGCCUGGCGGCGGCUGGCGGCGGCGCCGGGGCCGGGGGCCCGGCGCCGCCUGCAGCGUCGGGGCCCUCGCCGACGCCGUGGCGGGCCGCUCGCAAUUCGAGUGGCCGGGCCCAUCGAUCGCUGCGGGCCCCCAGCCGCCGCCGCCUCCGACAUCGACCGCGGCCGUGAAGGCGCUACGGGGCUCCCGCCGGACGUGAACGAGCGGCGCGGCGAGCGCCACCCUCCGGGGCGGCCGCCCCACGCCAAGCGCUCGCACGUGGCCUCCGUGCGGGGCCUCCCACGCCGUCUUGGCAACGUCGAGCUCAUGGAGACGGGCCGACGAUCCAGCAGCUGGUGGAGACCCUCAAGCGGCCCGAAGAGACCUCCGCUCAAGGAGUUCUUUGUGGACGACUCGGAGAGAGCUCCUGGAAGGUACCGAGAGAACUCCACACAUGCUCGUCGGUAG
Messenger RNA from Petromyzon marinus (sea lamprey), 1485 nucleotides. NCBI's taxonomy places the organism in Eukaryota, Metazoa, Chordata, Hyperoartia, Petromyzontiformes, Petromyzontidae. The record is from RefSeq and is a predicted model, not a curated record.